AUGGCGAAGGAAGAGCCAACAGCGGAGGCCCACAAGGAAGACAGUAGCAGCAACAAAUCCGGAACGACGAACAAGAAGGCGGCUGCCAAUGCUGAGGAAGUCCCUCAUUUGAAGGAGGAAGACCCAAUUCGCCGUCGCCUUUGCGGUACCAACCUGAAUCUGUGGCUUUGGAGUAAACAGGAGGAGGCAAAACUUGAACAUGCAGGCUCUCGCUUGUUGGAGCUAAUGGCAAAGUCCGCAGACCAGGUGGAAACAGUUGAUGUUGGUGCUGACUUGUGGACCCAUUUGCCGGCGGAAGAUGCCACGAAGGUAUUGGAAGCCGUCGCUGAACUUCCAAAGUUGAAAUGGGUCCGGUUUUCCUUGCUAGGUGCGUCUUCGCAGUCAACAGAAACACCCGAAAGGGCUUCUCUUCCCAUCAAGGUAUUGGCACGUAUUGCUUCCCACGCAACGGAACUCGAGCAUCUUAUAUUGGAGGACGUUGUGCUCGAUGGGACUGCAGCAGAUUGGAGGGACUUCAUUGACGGCCUCCAAUCGCUUGCCGUCAUGGCUCAUCUUCGUCUAGAGAAGUACUCUUUCACUGACAACUCCAUUGACCUUGGAGACUUGGUCACGGCUCUAUCAUCACUUCCCAAUUUCACCACGUUAGAGGUAUUUGCCCCUGAACCUCCGCCCUCGUUCAAGUCCCAGGGUUAUCACCUCCCCGUAAUGGCUCUGGAAUGCCUUGUUCGUGCCAGCAAGUCGGUGCAAGUAGUGCGGCUGAGCGGUUUGGACGUUAGAGAUGAGCACUUGAGCAAGUUGGUCGGGCCACUCUCGGACAAGAACCAUACCCUCAAGGAACUCUUGAUUUGGAGGUCUCAGAUCACAGAAGGAGGCGCAGGCUCUCUUGCUGAUGCCCUGAAGACUAAUGUAUCUCUCUUAAAACUGAAUCUCAACGAUAAUGACAAGAUGGGUUCUCGCGGAUGCCAGACUCUCUUUGAGGCUGUCUCUGGAAGCAACCUUGAGGAACUGUGUGUGGGUUAUUGCCACCACAUGGACACUGAGUGCAGACAAGCUUUGUUGAGUCUUGUUGCCAGCAACAACUGUUCCCUCAACCGCAAGCUGAAGAGACUGGAGACUUGUUUCUCGUGGCCUUUGGAAACGACUGUGCAGUAUGUCGCGGAGUUCGGAGACAAGUUGGUCCACUCUUUGCGGGACCCUGAUCAGGUCCUGCUGUUUCUCCGCCUUUAUUGUGACCAGCGCCAUGGAGAUGAUACCAAAGAACUCCAUUGGGGAAGUUUUUGGGAGAAACGUCCAAUUGAAGACGAUGCUGACGAAAAGGAGGAAUAA
This is a messenger RNA of Seminavis robusta, 1326 nucleotides long. Lineage: Eukaryota; Bacillariophyta; Bacillariophyceae; Naviculales; Naviculaceae. The record is from the annotation of a GenBank genome assembly.